Triplophysa rosa is the source of this 4528-nucleotide messenger RNA. It is a transcript of the gene afap1, whose product is annotated as actin filament associated protein 1. Gene Ontology annotation, molecular function: SH2 domain binding; SH3 domain binding. The coding region runs from base 318 to 2729 and encodes 803 amino acids. Lineage: Eukaryota; Metazoa; Chordata; Actinopteri; Cypriniformes; Nemacheilidae. The record is from RefSeq and is a predicted model, not a curated record. Gene Ontology annotation, cellular component: cytosol. The transcript is spliced from 18 exons.
CGUUUGCGGAGCACGACAUGGAGAGAAAGUUAAAUAUUUUCUUUACGGUCUUUACGCAGCUCCCCUUAGAAAGCACAGCCGUUGGCUGCUGGUCGGGAUCGCGAUAGACUGAGAACGAACUAAACCGCGCCGAGUCAGGAUCUUGAAGAGAGAUUUAACUGGAAAGCUUUGCCGGGCGGUUGCGAGCGGUGUUCGCACAGGGGGAAGAGGGGAAACAGAGACGGCUCUGUUCUGCGGAUUUUUAAUGAAAUACAGCAGCUGUCUGACACACGCCUGCCACCCCUAGCGAUCUCGAGUUAGAUGCGCUUGACUUUAAGAUGCGGAGCGACCCCAUACUGUUCGCCUCGAGGGCGAUGGAGGAGUUGUUGGCAGAGUUGCGGGUCUUUCUGGAGCUGUUGGACAGAGAAUAUUUAACAGCUGGAGUAAGGGAAAAGAAACAGCAAAUUUUAAACAUCCUGCACAGAGUUCUGGCCACUAAAGAGCCUUCCUGUAAGACAGCGAUACACACCUCUCUCCCGGCUCCUCCCCAGAUGCCCCUGCCAGAGAUUCCUCAUCCUUGGAUGCCUCCAGACAAUGAUCCUCCACCCUUGCCAAGCUCCUCUCUUCCUGAAGGUUACUAUGAGGAAGCCGUACCUCUGGGUCCUGGGAAAGCCCCCGAGUACAUCACCUCUAAUUAUGACUCUGAUGCGAUGAGCAGCUCAUACGAGUCAUAUGACGAGGAAGAGGAGGAUGGGAAAGGACAAAAGAUGCGUCACCAAUGGCCGUCUGAGGAGGCCUCCAUGGACCUGGUGAAGGAUGCACGUAUCUGCGCCUUCCUGUUGCGAAAGAAACGCUUUGGACAGUGGACCAAACUGCUGUGUGUUAUAAAGGACAACAAACUGGCGUGCUAUAAGUCCUCUAAAGACCAGACUCCACAAAUGGAGCUCCUUUUAUCUGGCUGCAGUAUCACACACAUUCCCAAAGAUGGCAAGAAGAAGAAGCACGAAUUGAAGAUUGUCCAUCAGGGCGCCGAUGCGCUGGUGCUGGCCGUCCAGAGCAAAGAACAGGCCGAAGAGUGGCUUAAGGUGAUGAAGGAAGUCUGUGUUAAUGGAAACGGAGCACUGGACUGUGACGGAGCCGGAUCUGGUUCUACUGUUCACAAAUCAGAGCUGGAAAAGAAACUGUCCUAUGAUAGACCCAGUUCAGAUGGAGAGCCCUGCCACGAGAAUGGAAUUUCAGAUGGAAAAGAUCCAGCCAAAGGGAAGAAGAACUCUAAAUCAGAGCAGAAAGGCACCGUGGGGCGGGUGACUGGAAAGAAAAUCACAAAAAUCAUAAGUCUGGGCAAGAAGAAGCCUUCCACUGAUGAACAGACAUCAUCUGCAGAAGAGGAUGUCCCAACAUGUGGCUAUCUGAACGUGCUAUCCAACAACCGCUGGAGAGAGCGUUGGUGCCAGCUGAAAGACAACCAGUUGUUUCUGCACAAGGACCGGGCAGAUCUGAAGACACACAUGGCCUCUCUGCCCCUGCGGGGGUGUGAGGUCAUUCCAGGGCUGGACUCCAAACAUCCCUUUGCCUUCCGUCUGCUGCGCAACGGACAGGAGGUAGCCGUUCUGGAGGCGUCCUCCUCGGAGAGUAUGGGGAGGUGGUUGGGGGUGUUGCUGGCAGAAACGGGCUCCACGACAGAUCCUGCUGCACUGCACUAUGAUUACAUUGACGUGGAAACCACUGCUAAUGUCAUUCAGCUGGCCAAGCAGUCGUUUUGUUUCACCAGCAAGCGUGCAGUUUCUCCAAACCCAUACCUGGAUAACCCGGUCAAUGGUUAUGCCUAUCCAUCAGGUGUUGCUCUGCAUUAUGAUGAUGUACCCUGCAUCAAUGGAACGGCACCAGGUGUUGAGUACUCUUCCCCAACUUCAAGGGACCACCUUUGGAGUGAGGAGGCUCAUUAUGAGAAUACAGAACUUUACGAAAACAUGCCCUCCCCCAAAUCUAAGCGCCUCUCAUCUUCGGGCCAUUACAAGACACCAACUUCCACUAAAUCUCUCUCUUCUUCCUUAUCUUCUAAUACUAACACUAAUCAGCUGAAAGGAAAGAAAUCCCUGGUCACCAAUGGGAUCGCUGCGAAGCAGAAACUGGACAAGAACCAGCCCAAAAAGGCCAAUGGAACCAGCAGCACUCUUCCAGUAAAACGCAACAAUUCUAGUGUGGAUCAGUAUAAGUAUGGGAAAAACAGAGUGGAGGCUGAUGCCAAGAAGCUUCAAUCGAAAGAGGAGGAGUUGAUGAAGAAGAAGCAGGAAAUUCGAAACCGCCUGACCCAGUUGAAGAAAGACAAAAAAGAUCUCCGCACUGCUAUAGAGAACAAUACAGCUAAGCGUUCUCAAGCCUCUCUGACGGAGAGACUUAAGAAGGUGGAGGAAGAAUGCAAACUGAAAGAGGACGAGCGAGUGAAUCUGGAGCUGGAGCUGACGGAGGUAAAGGAAAGUCUGAAGAAAGCCCUGAAUGGAGGCGUCACUUUGGGCUUGACCAUUGAACCCAAAACCAGCAGCUCCAGCCCACAGUCUCCGGUGUUAUUGAGGAGGACGGUGGACAACUCGCCCAUGUCCAGCUGUGAAACCAGUGACACUGAGACCUGCUCUCUGCCCAUCAACAGCGCCUCUCUGCUGCGCAGACACACGCAACAAACGAAACCCUCACCUGUGCGAGGACAUGUGCUCAGGAAAGCCAAGGAAUGGGAGAUGAAAUCUGGCACAUAAGUUCCUUACCAUGUUUUUACUUUCAUCGUAUCUAUUUAUUUAAUUUUUGUCCAUAUCGGAGGGAUGUUGAAAUCGAAUUGACUGAACCAUAGACACAAGCUGUCAGAAUAGAAAUUAAGUUCUGACAGAAUUUGACCGAGUCCAGUACCCAAAUUACCUGCUUGCUGUUUUAAUUCAUGCAAAUAGAUAAAAGAGACAAAAUCAUUUUAUUAUUAUUUUGUAACUCAUACACUUCAUGUCUCAGAUUAUGGUCUGGAAUCACUACGUCUAGAAAAGUCUGUUCUUCAACGAGAAGCCGUCAAUGGAAGACAAAUCUCCAAGUAUUUAUUUGUAAAUGUUUAAGUAAAUAUAAGCCUCUCUGUGUUUGUUUGUGUUGACAUUUAGUAAUGUUUUUCUUUAAUUCAGCUUCGUGCUAGUUAAAGAGAGCAGCUUCUAUUGGGAAUGAGAUAAAUAUAAUCAAAUGUACAUCACAAAAAAAUGUACAUUUCAGUUUCUUUAAAGAAAAAGUGUAAUCCGUAUGAAAGUUUUGUACGAGACGUUUUACUUUGAAAACGAAGAUCUGUCCAGACGUUUGGCUGGAGCAGUUCCUAUAGCAACAGCAGUCCAUAGGGAACAGGGCAGUUUAGGCAGGGUGUGGCCCUCUGUUGGCUGGCUGCUCUGGAAACUGGGCCUGAAAAUACUGCUACACUUUCCCUUAAUGCUCCCCCCCCCAUCAUACACGCUGCAAUGGAAACAACCGUGUGUGUGUGUGUGAAUAUAUACAGUAUCUCACAGAAGUGAGUACACCCCUCACAGUUUAGUACAUAUUUUAUUAUAUCCUUUCAUGUGACAACACUGAAGAAAUGAAACUUUGCUACAGGGGACAGCAAAUUUACACUGUUAUACAAGCUGUACACUCACUCCUUUACAUUGAAGCAAAGUGUCAUUUCUUCAGUGUUGUCACAUGAAAAGAUUAAUAAAAUAUUUACAAAAAUGUGAGGGGUGUACUCACUUCUGUGAGAGACAGUACAUCCUCACGUCAAGAACACUGCAAUACAUCAAUACACUAACAAUUAUACUGUAGUCAUACUGUUUGGUAAAACAGAAACAUCUGUAUGUGAUAUUGCAUUAUAAUUUUCAGACUGAAUUCAUAUGCAGGUGUUGUAAGCCCUUGUUACCGAAUAUUUGGUCGAAAGAAAGAAUGUCUGUAAAAGUCAAAAACCCAUUCCAUACCUCUGUUACAGUACUUCUAAUUUAAAUACUAAAAUGGUGCUUUUAGUGCUUUAACUGUUAACUCCUAAUUCAGACAGAUUAUGGAGUUUUGGUGCUUAGUAUAGACAUGGAUGUGACUAUACUUUCAUAUGCAUGUGCAAGAAACAUUUAUAACGUGUUUAUCAUGUAUGGAUGCUACACAUCUUUAAACUAUGCUAUAUGAAGGCUUAUGCCAUUCUUCAGACAUUUAACAGAUUCUGAACCAAUAACUUUUAGGAGCUAAUAUUUGUCCAGUCAUUUUGUACAAGUCAGCACCGGAUAAUGAAUUUUUAUUUUUACUUACAUUUCUUAUUUGAAACAGUUAAAUCCUUUAGGUCCAAGCAGUUGUCUGUCAUUGCAGAAAUAAGGGUCAAAUGUUGUGGAAUGUAAAUAUUGUUGUUUGGCUUUGUAGGUGGGAAAAUGAUGGAAGCAUGGACUUUCAAAGACACUAUUGUUUGUUUUGCACCUUAUGGUUAAUAUCCAGUUUUAUUUUUCUCUUGACUGUUGUCAGCUUGGCAACUAAAGGACUGUACAUAGAAAUAAUUAAACUGCUUUUAAAGUGAUUUCUG